AUGACAAACCCCAAAGAAGUCACUCCUCCCCCUACUGCUGCUGCUGCUGCCCCGGGUGUCAAGGCCCUCGCUCACACCGCCCCUUCUCAACCCAACUCGCCUCUCGCCAAACGCCCCAAGACCGAAGCCAUGGCGGUUCCAGAGACCACCGAGACUGCGCCCGCUGUUCCUGCUGCUGCUCCUACCUGCCAGUUGCAGGUCAAGAAGCUGGUGCCGGAAGCCCGCGCGCCUACCCGAGGCUCUGCGUUUGCUGCCGGAUACGACUUGUACGCUGCAACGGAGACCGUGAUUCCCGGCAGAGGCAAGGGAUUAGUCUCGACUGGGCUUGCAAUUGCUGUUCCAGAGGGAACUUCUGACCUGGUGGUAGACGGAAGGAUAGCACCCCGCAGUGGGCUUGCGUCGAAGAACUUCAUUGACACUGGAGCCGGUGUUAUCGACGCCGAUUAUCGUGGAGAAGUCAAGGUGUUACUGUUCAAUUUCUCCGGUGUCAACUUUACCAUCAAGGAGGGUGACCGAAUUGCACAGCUCAUCCUGGAGAGAGUAAGUUUAUUGAACAGUCAAUCUGGCAUUGGCAGCUCAGUCAGUGGCUAA
Messenger RNA from Trichophyton verrucosum HKI 0517, 591 nucleotides. RefSeq lists its product as uncharacterized. The record is from RefSeq and is a predicted model, not a curated record. Lineage: Eukaryota; Fungi; Ascomycota; Eurotiomycetes; Onygenales; Arthrodermataceae. Gene Ontology annotation, biological process: dUTP catabolic process; dUMP biosynthetic process. Gene Ontology annotation, molecular function: dUTP diphosphatase activity; magnesium ion binding. The transcript is spliced from 3 exons. Bases 1 to 591 code for a protein of 196 amino acids.